Molecule: messenger RNA, 2418 nt
Organism: Menidia menidia (Atlantic silverside)
Lineage: Eukaryota; Metazoa; Chordata; Actinopteri; Atheriniformes; Atherinopsidae
Source: the annotation of a GenBank genome assembly
AUGCUGAGCAGGUUGAUCCUGAGUGUCUUCCUGCUGCCAGCAGAGGGCCGUUCACCCCCCAAAGAUGGAGACAAGUCAAAGUCAUCAGGACUGGAUCUGUUACAGCUAGUGGAUGAUGUGUCCGCCCGCCCGGCUGGGCCAUGUGACGGUGGACGGGCCCCGGUGAGGCUAUCGAACGCACCCACCCCUCAGCGGGCUGAUGGAGAGCGGCUCCCCCCGCUAACGCGGCUACCGGGAGCCAGCCCGGGAGGACCCGGACAGCCGCCGCCCGGCCGGAGGGGCGGUAUCCGGCCCGGACCGACCCCGCAGGAUGGACAGGGGCGCCGCUACGGGGGGAAGCAAGCGGCUAAGCGCACCAUCUUGAAAGGUCUGGGGCUGGAAGGGAAGCUGACUGCAGACCAGAUCGCCAAGAAAUGGGACAACCUGCGGUCCAAAUAUAAGGACCUGAAGCAGCCCUACCAGGGCCAGGACCACAACGGGGGCGUGGUGGAGUCGUGGCCCUGGUUCCACAUCAUGGACGAGGCCAUGCAGGGCCGGCUGUACAACAGCAGCCUGGCGCUGAGCCCACUGGCGGCCGCCGGCGCCCCGCAGCCCCACCAGGAGAGCACCGACAUCCUGGAGUUCCUCAUCAAGACGGAGAUGGACGACUCUGUGGCGGCUGAGGCGGCGCAGUGCGACGGGACGGUGCACGCAGAGGCCCCCCCGGCCGAGGGGGUCCCCAUGGGCUGGAGGAGGAUGACCGAGUGCUCCUACAAGAUGACGGAGCCAGAAACAGAGAGGAUGAUCAAGCUUCGGGCUGCGAACGAGGCGCUUUUCACUGGCAGGAAACACUCGGCCAAGCCGGCCUGGAGAGCCAUCCUGUAUGAGCUGGGCCUUCAGGGCAAGCUGACCACCGACCAGCUGGCCAAGAAGUGGGACAACCUGAAGAGGAGGUACAAGGAGCUGAAGUUCCCGUCCCGCGGCGUGGAGACCAACCCCAGCUCCUGGCCCUGGUUCUGCAGGAUGAACGACGCCAUGGAGGGCCGCUUCGCCGGCGCCGCGCCCAUCCUGUCCCCCGUGCUGGAGUACGAGGACGAGGACUGCGAGCCGCUGUCCUCCACGCCCAAGAAGCGCGCCCGCCGGAGCCGGGGGGGCAUGGCCGAGUUCCUGACCGAGUCGGAGAUGGACCUGCUGGUGGACGGCGAGGAGAAGAACGGGUCCUCGCUGGGAGAGCUGCAGCGGCUGUCCGAGUUCAGCUACAAACUGACGGAGGAUGACACCAGGCGGCUGAUCGAGCUGCGAGCUGCUAACGAGUCUCUGUUCACUGGGAGGAGGAACACGGUCAAACCGGCCUGGAGGGGAAUCGUGAAGGAGAUGGGUCUGACGGGGAAAAUAACCCCCGACCAGGUGGCCAAGAAGUGGGACAACCUGAAGACCAAGUUCAAGGACCUGAAGUUCCCCCCCCGGGGGAUGGAGGCCCAGACCAACCCGGCCUCCUGGCCCUGGUUCCAGCUGAUGGGCGACGCCCUGGAGGGCCGUCUGGCGGGCAAAGCCCCCAGAGUGGCGCCGGUGUGGAGCACGGAGGAGGACGGCGUGUCGGUGGCGUCGCCCCCGGCCGACAGAGACUGUCUGCUGGGCGCCCGGGGCGGCGUGCCGGAGCUGGAGGGCAUGGUGGGCGGCGAGGCCGAGGCCGACGGCAGCAUCACCUACAUCGACGCCAGCGGGGAGGAGUGCUCCACGCUCUCCGAGCUGUCCUACAAGAUGACCGACCAGGACACCAGGAUGAUGAUCAAACUGCGAGCUGCCAACGAGGUGCUGUUCACUGGGAGGAGGAACGCCGCCAAGGCCGCCUGGAAAGCCAUCCUGAAGGAGCUGGGACUCCAGGGGAAGGUCUCCACCUACCAGAUGGCAAAGAAGUGGGACAACCUGAAGAGGAGAUACAAGGACCUGAAGUAUCCUCCCGUGGGGAUGGAGAGCGUGGCGGACGGCGCCUCCUCCUGGCCCUGGUUCCAGCUGAUGAACGAGGCCAUGGAGGGCCGGCUGGCCAGCAGCGCCCCCCUCCUCACGCCCGUCACCCAGGACGACGACCAGCAUCCAGACCCCGCCCCCAGGCCCCGCCCCCGCCAGGCCCCGGCCCCGCCCGCCUCCUCCUCCUCCCCCGCCGACUUCGGCCCGGAGGCGUUCGGGGACGGCGUGGAGCCGGCGGGCGACGGGCCGCUGGCCGGCCUGGAGCGCGAGUGGGAGGCGGUGGGCCGGGAGCGGGCGGCGCUGCAGGCCGAGAGGCUGUGGCUGGACCGGGAGCGGGCGGCGCUGGAGCGGGACCGCGCCCUGCUGGAGCAGGACCGGGCGGCGCUGGGCCGGGAGAGGGAGCUGCUGGACCAGAGGGCGCUGAUGCUGAACUCCGUGGGACACUCGGGGCACCUCAACAGCCUCAUGUAG